Entrophospora sp. SA101 is the source of this 235-nucleotide messenger RNA. The record is from the annotation of a GenBank genome assembly. Lineage: Eukaryota; Fungi; Glomeromycota; Glomeromycetes; Entrophosporales; Entrophosporaceae.
AUGGUGAAAACUCCUUAUAUCUUUGAAUUACGUUAUGCUAAGGAAUUUGCUGAGCAUAGAAAAAAAUGCAACAGAUUCCCAGCUGAUGUUGAAUUUAGAAUUAGAACAUAUGAAGAAUAUUACAUAACACAUGAUUGGAUAGAUUCUAAGAAAAAUCAGUUAAGAGAAAGGUUGUGGGAUUAUGUUAAAGAAUUGUUAAGGGAACGAGGUUACAAAAUAGUUGAUGACAGGCUUG